Molecule: messenger RNA, 526 nt
Organism: Acanthaster planci (crown-of-thorns starfish)
Lineage: Eukaryota; Metazoa; Echinodermata; Asteroidea; Valvatida; Acanthasteridae
Source: RefSeq, a predicted model, not a curated record
AUGACAACCAGAAUUGUGCUGUAUCACUCGCCAGACGUGGUGGCGUCUUGGAUGACCAUCUUUGCGACGACCCGAAUGUGGCCAUGUGCGUCCGCCGAAAGCUUUGUGUCGAUCGCCGUGGUCCAUCUACCUGUGGUUACCGACCACCUCUUAUCAGUCGCUACUGCUCUCGCUACAAACACCAACGGACAGCUUGUGAACAACUUCUGCCUUCUCGAUCAUAUCAUCAAGGAGUUUGUUAACAAGAGCAACCCCAGCUGUUCCUCGGCCUGCAUCAUGGAGCCUGCGUGUCGCUCCUUCAACAUCAAGUACAACGACCAAGGACAGAAAAUCUGUCAACUCAGUGAUGCGACCCGCUGCGAUGACCCAGAUAAGUUCCAAGGCGUGGAUAUUGUCUGCAACUGCCAAGAAUGCGUCGAUUAGUUGCGAACAUUUUCAGCCAUACGGAUAGUCUGAUCAAACAAGGAGGAAUGCAAAUGGUAUGAAAGUGUUAACUCUUGUCACCAUGCAGUCGGCUGGUUGUCAA